AAAAAUAUUAAGGGGGGGCAAAAUAUUUCCCCCUAGCCCCCCACUAACCAAAUGUCUAGUUGCGCGCCUGAUUAGAUUGUAUGUCAAGAUUUAAGAUACCAGUAAUUAUGUAUAAAGAAAUAAACGCCUAUCAAUCAAUCAACCAUGCUUCAUUUUCACAAAUUCUAUGAUUUGGGACUUGGGUUGCUUUGCUUUUCUUGAAUUGUAUCAGGUUUUAGAAGAAAAUGAAAUCAUUAAUUUAAUCUAAGAAAUCAAAUGAUCUAUAAACUGAGUGGACCUGUAUUCAUUUUGACAGAAGCAAAUGGUGUCAUGACUAAAUAUCAUUAUGUAUGCUUCAUUUACUUUUCAGAUAGAAUGGCAGAGAUUACGAAGAAAGAAUUAGAUAUCAAGGACUUUGAGAUGACAUCUACUGUAGAGGAUACAUGUUUUGUUAAUAUACCUGAAGAUGAAAUAAAGAUGGAAAAUAUAGAAGUACUAGUAGAAAACCUGGAAUACGAAUUGGAUCCUCUUCAAUCUGAACUAAAAAGAAUCAGGAAGAGUCAACACAGAUAUUCAUGUUCUCAAUGCGAAUAUUUUGCAUCAAACAACAAGAAAUCUGAAGAGUUAUGUUUAAAGUAAACAUGAAGGGGGUGAGAUAUCCAUGUUCCCAAUGUGAAUAUUCUGCAACUACAGCAAUUUAUCUAAAAAAACAUGUUGAAAAUAGACACGAAGGAGUGAGAUAUCCUUGUCCUGAAUGUGAGUAUCUCGGAACUACUGCAAGAAAUCUGAAGAAACAUGUUGGAAGUAAGCAUGAAAGAGUAAGUUAUCUAUGUUCCCAAUGUAUGUAUGCUGCAACUACUGCUAGUAUCCUGAAAAGACAUGUUGAAAGUGAACAUGGAGGAGUGAGUUAUCCUUGCCCUGAAUGUGAGUUUGCUGCAAUUACAGCUGGUAUCCUGAAGACUCAUGUUGAAAAUAAACACGAAGGAGUGAGAUAUCCUUGCCCUCAAUGUGAGUAUGCUGCAACUACAGCUGGUGUCCUGAAGACUCAUGUUGAAAUUAAACACGAAGGGGUGAGGUAUCCUUGCCCUCAAUGUGAGUAUGCUGCAACUACAGCUGGUAUCCUUAAGACUCAUGUUGAAAAUAAACACGAAGGAGUGAGAUAUCAAUGCCUAGAAUGUGAGUUUGCUGCUACUACAGCUGGCAUCCUGAAGACUCAUGUUGAAAGUAUACACAAAAGAGUGAAAUAUCCUUGUUCUCAAUACGACUAUGCUACUACUCGAGCAAGUCAUCUGAAGCAACAUGUUGAAAGUAAGCAUGAAGGAGUGAGAUAUCCUUGUCCUAAUUGUGAUUAUGCUGCAACUACAACUAGUAUUCUGAAGAGACAUGUUGAAAGUAAACAUAAAGGAGUGAGAUAUCCUUGCCCUCAAUGUGAGUAUUCCGCAAUUAGAGCAGGUGAUCUAGAGUUCCAUGUAGAAAGUAAGCACGAAGGAUUGAGAUAUCCUUGCCCUGAAUGUGAGUACCUCGGAACUACAGCAAGGAAUCUGAAGAGACAUAUUGGAAGUAAACAUGAAGGAGUGAGAUAUCCUUGUUCUCAAUGUAAAUAUGCGGCCACUACAGCAAGUGAUUUAAAAAAACAUUUCAAAAAUAAUUCAAUCGAUAUAGCACUUAAUACACCAUAUACACACACACAAACCCCCUUCGUCUCCGAGACUAACUACUGCCGUAGAUCAGAACAGGUUGACAAGGUUCCAAGGUGCCUUAAAAACCUGGAACACGAAUUGGACCCUCUUCAAUCUGAACCAAAGAGAAUCAGGAAGAGUCAACACAGAUAUUCAUGUUCGCAAUGUGAAUAUGCGGCAAUUACAGCAAGUUAUCUAAAGAUCCAUGUAGAAAAUAAACACAAAGGAGUGAGAUAUCCUUGCCCUGAAUGCGACUAUGCCGCAACUACAGUAGGUGCUCUGAAAAUUCACGUGGAAAGUAAACAUGAAGGUGUUAGAUAUCCUUGCCCUGAAUGUGAGCAUGCUGCAACUACAGCAAGUGAUCUAACACGACAUGUUAGAACUAAGCAUGAAGGAGUGAGAUAUCUUUGUUCUAUAUGCGACUAUGCCGCAACUCGAGCAAGUCUUCUGAAGAUACAUGUUGAAAGUAAACAUGAAGGAGUGAGAUAUCCUUGCCGUGAAUGUGAGCAUGUUGCAACUACGGCAAGUGAUCUUAGGAGACAUAUAAGAACUAAACAUGAAGGAUCGAGAUAUCCUUGUUCUCUAUGCGACUAUUCUACUACUCAAGCAAGUCAUCUGAAGAAACAUGUUGAAAGUAAACAUAAAUGAGAGAGAAAUCCUUGCACUGAAUGUGAGUAAGCUGCAAGUUCAGCAGGUGAUCUGAAGAUUCAUGUUGAAAAUUAACAGAAAUGUGUGGGAUAGACAUGUUCUCAAUGUGAGUAUGUUGCUACUUUAGUCUAGUGGCAUGUUAAGAAUAAUUAUUAGCAGGAUCAACGUUAUUUUGUUAAAAUAAUUAGUAAAAUAGUUUUUUUCUUAGAUUUGUUUUUUAACUCAUUAACUGUAAUCCUAAAUACUAAAUGCUUUCUUUAAUUUCAAUAUUUUACAGAUUUGAUUUUAAAUUUUUUAUAUUACACCAUGAAUGCCAUUUCUUAUAUUACAUCUGACAAAAAAUAAGUUUUCCAAAGAAAUUUUAUUUUAUUUAGAAAAAUAUAAAUUAUGUUACUGUAAUUUAGAUGGUUGGUCAAAACAUAGCUAUACAAAAUAAUGAUUUUAAUAGCGGAAUGUCAUAUUUUUCAGCUGAUUGGUCAUACAGGUGUGUCAGCUGUGUUAAAGCAACAUGUUUAAUUUUUACGAGUUCUGUAUUUGCGGUUGCUUAGUUUUCUUUAGUUGUACCAGGUUUUAGAAGUUAAAGAAAUAAUUAAUUUAAUCAAAUAAAUAAAAAGAUCUAAAUAGAUGGGACCUGCAUUCAUUUACAUUUCAGA
Molecule: messenger RNA, 2959 nt
Organism: Eurytemora carolleeae
Lineage: Eukaryota; Metazoa; Arthropoda; Copepoda; Calanoida; Temoridae
Product: zinc finger protein 142
Exons: 4
Coding region: 606-2306 (566 amino acids)
Biological process (GO): regulation of gene expression
Cellular component (GO): nucleus
Source: RefSeq, a predicted model, not a curated record